This is a messenger RNA of Liolophura sinensis, 1846 nucleotides long. Its product is annotated as transmembrane emp24 domain-containing protein 7-like. Lineage: Eukaryota; Metazoa; Mollusca; Polyplacophora; Chitonida; Chitonidae. The record is from RefSeq and is a predicted model, not a curated record. The coding region runs from base 236 to 910 and encodes 224 amino acids. The transcript has a single exon.
ACACCUACUGAACGGACUGCACAUCCACUGAGUGGACUGCAACUCCACAGAACAGGCUUUACAUCCACUUAGCUGACAGUAGGUCCACUGAGCUGACCACACAUACCUUGGAAAACUUUCUAAGUAGGAAGUGAUUGUCGUCUUCUUUACUGUAAAAGGAAAUUUUUCUGUCGGACUAAGUCAACAGAUGAUUGUGUGUUAAAGUUGAUCGCGCCUGCCUAUAUAGUGUUGCAAAAUGUGGAACACACUGAAAACAGUAUUGAGACUGCUUCUUUUGCAGUGUUUCUUGUCUGUGGUGCAAAGUCACGGAACUUCUUUAACUUUUGAACUACCGGAUAACGAACGAUUCUGCUUAUCUGAAACGUUUGAUGAAUCCAAAAGCUACGUAUUCCAAUACAAGGUGAUCAGAGGCGGCCAGAAUGAUGUGGACAUGACGCUGGUGUCGCCGAACGGUAAAAUCCUCUACAAGGAGCUAAAGAAAGUUCAAGACAAAUUCAGGUUUGACAGUUCCCAUGGCCAGUUCCAGUUUUGUUUCAGCAAUGAGUUCUCCACGAUUUCCCACAAAGUCAUUUUCUUCGAUCUUCGCACAGAGGAGAUGGACAACUUAGCCGUGGAAGCGGGCAAUAAGAAACCAUACGUGGACACCGCUUCCGAGAACUCGAUGAAUCAAAUCCACAGUAGUAUGAGCCAAGUCGUAGACUUCCAAAGGCAGUACAGACUGCGGGAAGCCAUGGGCAGAUUCAAGGCGGAAAUUCUGAACGGUAGGGUGAUGUGGUGGUCUCUUUUCCAAACCUUAGUUAUCUUCAUUGCCGGUGCCGGACAGGUGUUCCUUCUGAAGAAAUGUUUCACCCAAUCAUCGUCAACUUUACUUCCGACAGCGGAAGUUAUUCAUGCCAACCAGACAGCGUGAGUGUUAGAAUGGCAUUCGAGAAGUGAGUGGGUUUUCUAAUAUCAACAAAUCUCCGCUGGAAAUAUUUGGAUUAUUACGGUUGAACACUGAAGAUAUUUAGUUGUGCAUUAGUUGUGAGAUAAUUUUUAUAGUCCAUCAAUGUUUCUACAGUUUUGUGUUACUCCGUGUACAAGCGAUCAACUGCGGUGAUUUUUACUUCGGUAUACCUAAUGGUUAACAUCACAUGUCUCCACAUGUCACUGGGCAUAUUUAUUAUUGAUGAUAGAUUACUUCAUACAAGCAAACGUUUUACAUGUUUCACCAGUUACCUGUAACCAAUUGCCAACUAUCACACAGUCGUCGCUGUUUUGGUUUUUUUUUUAUCUAAGCUAUAGUUUUGUAUAUUAAUUAUAGUUUUACCGAAUUUUAUCGAUAAUUGAUUUGUGACAGGUCAUGUGCAUACCUGUGACCUAUGCAUAAGCAAAAUGUAUAAAAAUAGCAGUAAACAUAAUUACUAGACAAAAUAUCUAGAAUUUGUAUCAUAUUCACAAAUAUUUGGAUUGUUUUACUGACUGCCGUGCAGACUGAUUCAUUUAUGAACGUUAAGAAACUGCAUUUUUGCUGUAAAAGGAGAAUAGCACAAUAUAUGUGCAGUUCAAAUGUAUCAUUAAUAAUUGUAAUUAAACACUCUUUGACGUACAUACGUAUACUGUAUUCAAUAGGUUUAUGCAUGUAUUAUUGUUGCAUAUUAUGAAUAACGUGCGAAAAUUAUACCCGUGUUAGCCAUACAACAGUAUGAAUGUCCGACUAAGUGGACAAGGUUGAGGCCCGUAUUUGUAUUGAUCACUUCGGUAAUAUAAUAAUCUUUGUAUUAAAAGAAAUCGAACAGUCGUGCACCAGCUUGUCCAGUGUGUGAGCAACUAGCGGUUCAGUUUUACCUCACGUUUUCUUGCCAGG